This is a messenger RNA of Cryptomeria japonica (Japanese cedar), 1110 nucleotides long. RefSeq names its product citrate-binding protein. The transcript has 4 exons. The coding region runs from base 79 to 780 and encodes 233 amino acids. NCBI's taxonomy places the organism in Eukaryota, Viridiplantae, Streptophyta, Pinopsida, Cupressales, Cupressaceae. The record is from RefSeq and is a predicted model, not a curated record.
UUGAAAUGUUCUCUCACCAAAAAUUAAUAGAAGAGAUAAAUUUUCAGCUGUGUAUAAUCAUCAUCUUUCAAUAUCAUCAUGGAGAGGAACGGGGCCGUGGAUUUUUUUAUUUUCUGUGUGCUUCUCAAUUGUCUGGUAGAAAAGAUUAUAAACUUCAAGGCCUUUAUGUCGCACCAGCCACCACCAACUCAAGGCUUUACUCAGCUUCAGAUAACCCGAGAAAAUUUGGGCUUACUGAAACCAUAUGAUAUAGAUCAAAUCCACUCAUGGCGUACUAAUUCCAGUAAUGGCGUUCUUUCCACCUGGCUUUUCAAAGACGACAAACCCUACUUUCCAGAGAGCAACACCAACCCUAGGACAGAAUUCUUCAUCAGGGGAUAUGACUACACAGGUGGGGUGUGGAGGUUUGAGGCAGAGAUGUAUGCUGGGUCAAAUACAACAGGAGUAUCCGUGAUGCAGAUUUCUGGGGGUGUGCAAAGGGACAUGGCGUUUAUGCUGCAGAUUAACGAUGGAUAUCUAACACAUUACAACGACCCGGUGCUGCCGAAACGUAUUUAUAAUCAGUGGAUUUCCCUGAAUGUUGUCCACAAUGCAAACGAAAGGAAAGUGGGUUUGUCUGUGAAUGGGCAGGAGGAGCAAGUGUUUCCUGAUGCAGGGCCUGGCGUUCAUUUUUUCAAGUUUGGGGUGCAGGCUCUGGCCAACUCUUCACCUACCAUGGAAACUCGUUGGAGAAAUAUCCGACUUUGGAGAUUGAGAAUGGAAUUGGACUCAAUUCUGUGAGAGUUGAUAGCAGUCCUUGUAAGAGAGCUGAGUUCCAUGCAUUGAGCUCUCAUUUGAAACAAAUAUUUUAUUAUUACAGCUAGUAUGGUGCUUAGGUAUACCUGAUUUACACAUUGACGGACACCUAAGGAAUGUGACAUCCCAUUCAUGAAAAUGGCAACUUCGAAGAGGUUUGUUGCUGAAUCCUUAAUUUAAGUUACUAGCAUCUAAUAAUGUGAAGAAUGGGUCUUCCCAUGUCCCUUCCGAGUAAAUUUAUCUAGGUUUUAGCUAGGUUCCUCUAACACUCAUAUUCAAAUUAUUUGGAGCCAGACUUCUAAAGCUUUUAGAAAA